Messenger RNA from Phodopus roborovskii (desert hamster), 3888 nucleotides. RefSeq names its product proline and serine-rich protein 1. The record is from RefSeq and is a predicted model, not a curated record. Lineage: Eukaryota; Metazoa; Chordata; Mammalia; Rodentia; Cricetidae. Bases 271 to 3819 code for a protein of 1182 amino acids. The transcript is spliced from 19 exons. Gene Ontology annotation, cellular component: membrane.
GCGCCCGGCCCUCGGCGCCCUCCGGAGCCCCGGUUUCUGCAAACGCCCCAGUCCGUGUGUGGAAAACCUACUGAAGUCUGUUUUUAAAUAAAAACUUUUUCUAAGUUUUCGUUUGGGGAUUUUUGCUUUGUUUGGGUGCAGUUUGCAGUACUCUCUACCUCCUCGCCUCCUUUUUUUCCUUCUGGCGUAUUAUCCGCGGGGCGUACCUGGGAUGAGCGUUUCCUCGUUUCCAGAAGAACUGUGAGAAGCCACGUCGGAAUAGUGCUCAAGAUGGACAAAAAGUCCUUUGAGACGGUGCUGGAUGAGAUUCGGAAGGCUGUUUUGACAGAAUAUAAAUUAAAAGCAAUUGAAUAUGUUCAUGGGUACUUCUCCAGUGAACAGGUGGUGGACCUCCUAAGGUACUUCUCCUGGGCAGAACCACAGCUGAAGGCCAUGAAAGCCCUACAGCAUAAAAUGGUGGCCGUCCACCCAGCAGAAGUGGUCAGCAUCCUCAGCUGUUUUACCUUCAGUAAAGACAAGCUGGCUGCUCUGGAGCUCUUGGCCUCAAACAUUGUGGAUGCACAGAAUUCUCGUCCCAUUGAAGAUUUAUUCAGGAUCAACAUGUCAGAGAAGAAACGGUGUAAAAGAGUCCUGGAGCAGGCUUUCAAAGCAGGCUGCAAAGCCCCUCAUGCCAUGAUAUCUUCAUGUGGAACCAUCCCAGGAAACCCCUAUCCCAAAGGAAAACCCAGCCGCAUCAAUGGGAUUUUCCCUGGCACACCUCUGAAAAAGGAUGGUGAAGAAAAUACCAAUGAAGGCAAAGGAAUAGCAGCACGAAUUCUUGGACCAUCCAAGCCGCCUCCCUCAACAUACAAUCCACACAAACCUGUCCCCUACCCAAUACCUCCAUGCCGGCCACAUGCAACUAUUGCACCAAGUGCUUAUAACAAUGCGGGUCUGGUACCUUUAGCCAGUGUGAUAGCUCCAGGCGUCCCUCCUCCACCUCCAUACACUCCGAACCCAGUAGGAACAGACAAUGAAGACCUCUCCAGUCAGUCAAAACCUACACAGAGUCAAACGUUUUCCACCCCAGCAGGCCAACUCUUCUCCCCUCAUGGUUCUAAUCCUUCAACUCCUGCUGCGACUCCUGUCCCCGCUGUGUCCCCAGUCAAGGCAGCAAACCAUCCAUCCGCGUCAGCAGCUGCCACUGGGGCGGGAAUGAAUGCUCCCAACACUGCCCUAUCGGUUUUCACAACGCCUCAGCCAUCUACAGCGAACCCGACUGUGAUCCGGACUCCCUCGGUGCCCGUGACACCUGUUACUUCCGCCCACAGCACCACACCUGCUCCCGUCCCUUCCAUUUUUUCUGGCCUAGUGCCACUGCCAGGUCCCUCUGCCACCCCCACCCCAUCUCCUCAGGCCAGCUCGACAGCAAGGGCCACGCUGACUUCCAGUGAGACCUUUACUUCCACGUGUGCCCCGUUCACCAGCCACUCCUCAGCCAGCUCCACCACCGGGUCAGCCAGUAACCCAAGCACGGCUUCCCUGUCAUCGGUCUUUACUGGCCUGCCUCUGCCCUUCCCACCAGCAUCCCACGGCAUAGCCACCCCAGCUCCUUCUGUAAUCGCUAGUGCCGGGGGUCCUCAUGGUGUAAACAGCCCUCUUCUGUCUGCCUUAAAGGGCUUUCUCACGACUAGCGACACACACUUAAUCAACUCAUCUGCCUUGUCAUCUGCGGUCACAACUGGGCUGGCUUCAUUAUCCUCACUUCCCAAUCAAAACUCGGAUUCCCCUGCUUCAGCCACUAACAAGUGCUAUGCCCCUGCUGCUCUUGCUGCCUCACAGAGGUCUUCUACCCCAGGGAUGGCCAUGUUCCCAGGCCUGCAGUCCCCUGUGGCCAGCGCCACCUCCUCAGCCCCAGUGCUGCCUGCGCAGUCUCCGCUGGCUACCCCCUCCUCCACAGCAAUGCCAGUCAGCUGUGGCUCCUCAGGUUCGCUUUUGCAUGGUACCCAUGCAGGUAGCAUUUCAUCCGCCCCUGCCACAGCAACUGUGCCCGUUAUGAUCAAAAGUGAGCCCACGAGCCCCCCUCCUUCGGCCUUCAAAGGCCCAGCUCAUCCAGGCACUCCUGCUCGCGGUACCUUGGGCCUAUCAGGUGCUCUGGGCCGUGGAUACCCUACAACCUCAGUGCCCAUCAGUGUGUCCACUUGCCUUAACCCUGCACUGUCCGGGCUUUCCAGCCUGAGCAAUCCCCUGGCUGGUUCUAUGUCCCUCCCACCACAUGCGUCCUCCACGCCCAUUGCUCCUGUGUUCACAGCCCUUCCUCCUUUCACUUCGUUGACCAACAGUUUCCCUAUUCCGGGUAGUCCCUCCCUCAAUCCUGCUGUGUCGCUCUCAGGGCCCUCUACCACCACAUCUGCAACUGCACACCCCGGCUCCGCGCCGGUGCGCCCAGUGCUGCCCACCUCCAAUGCCUCGCCUGCAGCCUUCCCACUCAACCUGUCCACUGCCGUGCCCUCCCUCUUCGCAGUCACCCAGGGCCCUCUGCCCGCCUCUAACCCUUCCUACCCCGGCUUCCCUGUCUCCAGUGCCCCAAGUGGUGCCCCGGCACUGGCCUCAUUCCCAGGGCUGCAGGCGCCAUCCACAGUAGCAGUCACCCCACUGCCGGUGGCUGCCUCGGCCCCAUCACCUGCGCCUGUUCUCCCUGGGUUUGCCUCGGCCUUCAGUUCCAACUUCAACUCCGCCCUGGUGGCACAAGCAGGUUUGUCAUCUGGACUCCAGGCUGCCGGUAGCUCUGUUUUCCCAGGCCUUCUUUCCCUCCCAGGUAUCCCUGGGUUUUCCCAGACUCCUCCCCAGUCGUCUCUGCAAGAGUUACAGCACAGCGCAGCUGCGCAGUCGGCUUUAUUACAGCAGGUCCAUUCGGCAUCUGCUUUGGAGAGUUACCCAGCCCAGCCAGAUGGCUUCCCUAGCUAUCCUUCCACGCCUGGAACACCAUUCUCUUUGCAACCAGGUCUAUCCCAAGGCAUCAACAAGAACCGGCUUGGUGUGUGUGGCUGGAUUCUGUUUUCCCUUUCCUUGCUGUUGAUGCUCAUUACCUUCCCCAUCUCCAUAUGGAUGUGCUUGAAGAUCAUUAAGGAGUAUGAACGUGCUGUUGUCUUCCGACUGGGACGCAUCCAAGCUGAUAAAGCCAAGGGACCAGGUUUGAUCCUGGUCCUGCCCUGCAUUGAUGUGUUUGUCAAAGUUGAUCUCCGAACAGUUACUUGCAACAUUCCUCCACAAGAGAUCCUCACAAGAGACUCUGUGACCACCCAAGUGGAUGGAGUCGUCUAUUACAGAAUCUACAGCGCUGUCUCAGCAGUGGCCAAUGUAAAUGAUGUUCACCAAGCCACAUUUCUGCUGGCUCAGACCACUCUGAGAAAUGUCUUAGGGACACAGACCUUGUCCCAGAUCUUAUCUGGGAGAGAAGAGAUUGCCCAUAGCAUCCAGACCUUGCUUGACGAUGCCACUGAGCUAUGGGGGAUCCGUGUGGCCAGGGUGGAAAUUAAAGAUGUCCGGAUUCCUGUGCAGCUGCAGAGGUCCAUGGCGGCUGAGGCUGAGGCCACCAGGGAAGCCAGAGCCAGGGUCCUUGCAGCCGAGGGAGAAAUGAAUGCUUCUAAGUCCCUGAAGUCAGCUUCUAUGGUGCUGGCCGAGUCCCCCAUUGCCCUCCAGCUUCGUUACCUACAGACCUUGACCACUGUGGCCACUGAGAAGAAUUCCACCAUUGUGUUUCCCCUGCCUAUGAACAUACUUGAGGGCAUUGGUGGCAUCAGCUAUGACAACAAUAAGAAGGUCAAUGUUAAAGCUUGAGGUCUUCCAAGUCACUGCUUACUGCUUAGAAAGGCCUUUCUGUACCAUGAGAAGUCAGCCAUUAGGAAA